Messenger RNA from Funneliformis mosseae, 1716 nucleotides. NCBI's taxonomy places the organism in Eukaryota, Fungi, Glomeromycota, Glomeromycetes, Glomerales, Glomeraceae. The record is from the annotation of a GenBank genome assembly.
AUGGAAUAUAAUAAAAAACGUAGAGCUGAAGACAACAGCGAAAGUAAAAAACGUAAGUUAGAAAGUGAUCUUUCAGGGGACGAAUAUGAAGUAGAAGCAAUAGAAAACCAUAAGUAUGUAGAUGGUAAAAACUAUUACCGUGUCAAAUGGAAAGGUUAUGAUGAAAGAACGUGGGAACCAUCUCAAAACUUGAAUAAUUGUAAGGAAAAAUUACACGAGUAUAAAUUAAGCGUGAGAGGACGUCAAGAACCGAAUAAAUUAAAGAAAGGCGAGCGUGAUGGUGAUUCAUCAACGACGACUAAAUCCAGUAAUCAGAGGGUAGUUGCCAAAAAAGAUGCAAAAACGAUUAAUUAUAAAAGGUUUUCUAAUGGUUCAAAAUACAGUCUUCCCACCGCUUUUAAAAUUUCAAAAGGAGAUGCGUCGAAUAAUGCCUAUCCGAAUAAUACACAUAAUAAGAAAAAGGAUGAUUCAAACUCGGUUACAAUGCCGUUGGAAGUAAGGUUGCCUCCAUUUGGACCUGGUGAUCGAUCAAUUAAUUUCAAAAAUAAACCACCCAAAUGGUAUGGAAUUAUAUGUAGGAUAAGAAAUGAAGAAGAAAUGAAUGUAGGAAAGGUACAAAUUACAAAUUAUACUGAGGAUUCAAUGGAAAAUUUUCCUUGCUUCGAUUUAGAAGGGUUUCUUAAGGAUUCAUUUAACAAAUUCCCUAUAUAUCUCGUGACUAUUUCAACUUCCAUAAAAGAUGAAAUGUCAGAAUUGGAUAGACUUCAAUCUUUUCUAUUAAAAAGGUUUAAGGUUGGAGUAAUAAAUAUUGAAAAUUUGACACUUUAUUUAUUACCAACUUCAGAAACAUCUAGUGAACUUCUUGGUGUAGAUAGACCAAGUAAUGUUAAUGAUCUUUACUUUGUACUUCAAUUACCAAAGAACGAAUUAUCUAAUUAUUUGAAAUCGCAGCCUUCUUCAACAAAAAAGUACAAAUCUUCUAAAUCUACUAAACAGUUGACAUACCAUGAAGCGCAACGGAAUAAUUUACCACCAAUUUCGAUAUCACCACCACGUCGACCUAUUCAAAAAAGUUUCAAUCCAAAUAAUGAGACUACUAGUAAUUUGGAGUUGCAAUCUCCAACAAAAAAAUACAGCGUUCCUUCAUCAUCAUCACGCCCAACGCAGGCAAGUGUUCAUCAAAAUAAGGAUGACAUGGAUAUACAAUUUCCAUCACCUAAAAGACACAAAGGUUAUGCCGGUAUAGAUCAGUUUAAAGUGCAUCAAAAGAACAUGCUACCAAAUAUACAAUCCGUACGCCCAACGAAUACUAUACCUAAAGAGAUAUCUAAACCCAUUGUUGCGAAUGAGCCUGUGAAAUAUUCAGUUAAUUUAAAUGAAUUUGAUGGUCUGAACUUUACUGUUGUUGGAUCUGCGUAUGUUGAAAGUCAAAGAGUAAUUGCUUACUUAAAAGAGAUGGGUGGAAAUGAAGUGUUAGCAAAGGAUCCUAGUAUGGAUUGUGUGAUUUCAUUGGAAGAUUAUGAUAUGGAUUCGGAUAGAAUUACAUUUGGUUCAAUGGAGUGUUUAAUAAAAGUUCAUUACGAUAAAUAUCGUCAUUUUGUUGUAAUUGAUGAGAAUUACGAACCGUCUGUUGAGAAUGAAAUGAUAGGGAUCGAAACUAUGUCAAUUGAGAAGUUAAAACAAGAAUUUGAAGAAAAUAGAGAAAUAUUUGUUUAA